Messenger RNA from Lytechinus pictus (painted urchin), 3128 nucleotides. RefSeq names its product zinc finger protein 493-like. Gene Ontology annotation, molecular function: DNA-binding transcription repressor activity, RNA polymerase II-specific; RNA polymerase II cis-regulatory region sequence-specific DNA binding. The coding region runs from base 195 to 3014 and encodes 939 amino acids. The transcript has 6 exons. Gene Ontology annotation, biological process: regulation of transcription by RNA polymerase II. The record is from RefSeq and is a predicted model, not a curated record. Lineage: Eukaryota; Metazoa; Echinodermata; Echinoidea; Temnopleuroida; Toxopneustidae. Gene Ontology annotation, cellular component: nucleoplasm.
AAAUUGCAAGCUGGCGGUCGACCGGUCCGACACGGCGUUCCAAUAUCCACUUUUCUCAGUUCGACAAGAAACCCAUUACUUUAGUAUCAACGCAGAUUUUUGCAAUCUUCCAUUGUAGAAUAUUCGUGGGAAUCGUUUUUGGUACGGAGUUAUCUUGGUGCAUUCAGUUUGCAAACGUGUAAAGUCAAAUCACCAUGCCUCUGCCAAAGACAGAUGAAUAUUCAGAUGUGCAGGUUUACUUCACAGCCAAUGAAUGGGAAGAUAUCAGUGAUUAUGAGAGGAUUUGUAUCCAGAAUGUCAAGGAAAACUAUGAGAUGAUGAUACAAGUUGGGGUACAGGUCAACCCACCAAUGUUCAUGCAGCGUCAGCAAGGAAUUCAUAAAGAGAUAAUUGAGGAAAGUGAGGAUAAGGGGACAGAAAAAAGAGGGUCUUCUGACAUUCAUAAUCAACAGGGAAAUACAUGUCAUACAGAGAAGAAUGAGUUACAAAAAGAGAAUUUGAAUACAUUCACUAUAAAAGUAGAGACCGAGUUUGAUGAUGAUGGCAAUCUGCUAGGUGAGGCUAAUCACGAUGCAGAAGGGAAAAUUACUGAUCUUGAAUGGAAGAACUAUGAUGAAAUUACCCAGACACAAACCAAUCCGAUAUUAUCAGGUGAUCAGAGGACCAAAUCAGGUGAUCUCGUCUCUCCAUCGUGUGACCAGAAGGCAGAAAUAUGUGAGGCUAAUCACAAUGCGGAAGGGAAAAUCAAUAAUCUGGGAUGGAAGAACUAUGCUGAAGUUACCCAGACACAAACCAAUCCAAUAUCAUCAGGUGAUCAGAGGAGCAAGUCAGGUGAUCUCAUUAUUCUGUCAUGUGAUCAGAAGGCAGAAGAAGCUUCAGGAGGCAGCCAGACUCCAACCCAAUUCCAAUCCAUAUAUGAAAAGGAUUCUGGAAUCUACAGAUGCGAGUAUUGUGGAUCAGUCUAUGCUAUUCCUCUCAUCUUAGCAAGGCAUCUCAAGUACAAACAUGGGCUUAAUGGUGUUGUCUUGCCAUCAUAUGCGUCAAAGGAAAGCAUUCUACAGUUUGUUGAAGGAGAAAUACGAAAAUCUAUGUGUGAAAUUAAUGAUUUUACUCAUGGUGAAAAGGGAAUUUUGAAAACAAGAAAUUGGGAAAGUAUGAUACUUGAAUCACAUCUUAAAACACAUAAACGAAUCCAUACAGAUGAGAAACCGUUUGUAUGUGUUCAAUGUGGUAGGAUGUUUAGUCAAAAAGGUAGCCUCACAAUCCAUAAACUAACUCAUACAGGUGAGAAGCCCUUUGAGUGUGAUCUGUGUGGUAAGGCAUUAAGUGAUAGAAGUACACUGAGAAGACACAAGCAGAUCCAUACAGGUGAGAAGCCAUAUGUUUGUGAUCAGUGUGGCAAGGCAUUUAAUCGUAACUAUACUCUUACAAUACAUAAAAGACUCCAUACUUGUGAGAAUCUCUCUGUAUGCGAUCAAUAUGGUAAGGCGUUUUAUGAAAAAAUCAAUCUCAUAGUGCACAAACGUAUCCAUACAGGUGAGAAGCCCUAUGUAUGUGAUCAGUGUGGUAAGGAAUUUAAUCAUGAAUAUAAUCUUACAUUACAUAAAAGAGUCCAUACUGGUGAGAGGCCCUUUGUAUGUGAUCAUUGUGGUAUGGCAUUUAAAGAAAAAAAUAAUCUCAUAGUACACAAAAGUAUCCAUACAUGUGAGAAGCCCUAUCAUUGUGAUCAAUGUGGUAAGGCAUUUAAGCUUAAAUCUCAUGUUAAAACACAUGAACGCAUCCAUACAGGUGAGAAGCCCUAUGUAUGUGAUCAAUGUGGGAAGGCUUUUAGUCAAAUACGAGAUCUCACGAGACAUAAACGAGUCCAUACAGGUGAGAAGCCCUAUGUUUGUGAUCAGUGUGGUAAGGCAUUCAGUGUUAGAAGUUCAUUGAGAACACACAUGCGAAUCCAUACAGGUGAGAAACCCUUUGUAUGUGUUCAAUGUGGUAGGAUGUUUAAUCAAAAAGGUAGCCUCACAACCCAUAAACGAGUCCAUGCUGGUGAGAAGCCCUUUGAGUGUGAUCAGUGUGGUAAGGCAUUUAAUCAAGAAUCUUGUCUCAAAACACAUAAACGCAUCCAUGCAGGUGAGAAGCCCUAUGUAUGUGAUCAAUGUGGUCAUGCAUUUAAUCAAUCUAAUGAUCUCACAAAUCAUAAACGAAUCCAUACAGGUGAGAAACCCUUUGUAUGUGAUCAAUGUGGUAAGGUGUUUAGUCGAAAAGGUACCCUCAGAAGACAUAAACGAGUCCAUACUGGUGAGAAGCCCUAUGAGUGUGAUCAGUGUGGUAAGGCAUUUACUGAUGGAAGUUCAUUGAGAACACACAAACGGUUCCAUACAGGUGAGAAGCCCUAUCUUUGUGAUCAAUGUGGUAAGGCAUUUAAUCAUGAAUGUACUCUUACAAUACAUAAAAGAGUCCAUACUGGUGAAAAGCCCUAUGUAUGUGAUCAUUGUGGUAAGGCAUUUAAAGGAAAAAACAAUCUCAUAGUACACAAAAGUAUCCAUACAGGUGAGAAGCCCUAUCAUUGUGAUCAAUGUGGUAAGGCAUUUAAGCUUAAAUCUCAUGUUAAAACACAUGAACGCAUCCAUACAGGUGAGAAGCCCUGUGUAUGUGAUCAAUGUGGGAAGGCUUUUAGUCAAAUACGAGAUCUCACUAGACAUAAACGAAUCCAUACAGGUGAGAAACCCUUUGUAUGUGAUCAAUGUGGUAUGGUGUUUAGUCGAAAAAGUAGCCUCAGAAGACAUAAACGAGUCCAUACUGGUGAGAAGCCCCAUGUAUGUGAUCAGUGUGGUAAAGAAUUUAAUCAUAAAUCUCAUCUUAAAACACAUAAACGCAUACACACAGGUGAAACGCCCUAUGUAUGUAAUCUAUGUGGUGAGGCAUUCAAUCAAAUACAACAGCUCACUGCACAUAAACAAACUCAUACAGGUAAAAAGCCCUUCAUAUGUGAUCAAUAUGGUAAGGCAUGUUAUGAAUAGUCAAAUCUUACAGUACACAAACGUAUCCAUACAGGUGAGAAGCCCUAUCUAUGUGAUCAAUGUGGUACGGCAUUUAACCCUAUCUAGGCCGGGGUAUUUUGGGAGUUCAUAUGG